This is a messenger RNA of Paramecium primaurelia, 399 nucleotides long. NCBI's taxonomy places the organism in Eukaryota, Ciliophora, Oligohymenophorea, Peniculida, Parameciidae. The record is from the annotation of a GenBank genome assembly.
AUGGCAUGUAAACUCAAUUAUAAAAAUCUUUUAUAUGAAAUGUCUCGAUUUCAAUUCAUACUCUUGUCAAUGAAAAGAAGAACUGAAAUAGAAAGAGUUCAUAAUAUUGGUAUUAAAGUUCCUAUUUAAUUAUCAGAGUCUGGAGAUUCUUAUACAAUUACAUAAGGUUAAGUGAAUUAAUUAAAAACUAUUAAUUUAAGAAAUAAUAAUUAAUCAGAAUAUAAAUAUGAUAUUCUUACUAUUAAUGAUGCAUUAAUUUUGAGUUAUGAUUAUAAAAAUUUUGAAUAAAGUAUUCUAUCAUCAACUAAAAGAUCUGCUAAUGAAAAUAAUUAAAUUGAAUAAGAUUUUUUUGAUAUAAAUUAAAUAGAACCAUAAUAUAAUUAAAAUGAAGAAGUAUGA